AUGGCUUCAUAUGAGGAAGUAGAUAGCUUGUUCGAAAAUGCCAUGAAAGGCCAGUGGGGAAAGGUGGUGGAGGCCUACAGAAAUUGUUCCAAGGCUCGAGAGGCCAACAUAACCAAAUCAAAAGAGACUGCUCUACACAUAGCAAUUGCAGAUGGCCAAACAGAAACCGCACUGGACUUGUUGAACAUCAUUGCCAAUGGAGAAAAUGCCUUAAACAUAUUGAAAAUAGGAAAUGAGAAAGGCAACACAGCUCUCCAUCUAGCUGCUAGGCUUGGCUAUGCCCAAGUGUGUCAAAGCAUGGUUACCAAAGAUGGCAGCCUUGUCUCCCUUCGCAACGUCGACGGUGAGACCCCUCUCUUCUUGGCAGCUCGUAAUGGCCAGACUAAGGCUUUCCUUUGCCUUCACUCUCACUGCCAAGAAAAAUACCAUUCCUUUAGAGACAAUCAUGGUGAUACCAUUCUCCAUGCUGCUAUCUCUGGUGAAUACUUCAAUUAUUCGGUUGUACCCGGAACUUGUUAA
Molecule: messenger RNA, 519 nt
Organism: Prunus mume (Japanese apricot)
Lineage: Eukaryota; Viridiplantae; Streptophyta; Magnoliopsida; Rosales; Rosaceae
Source: RefSeq, a predicted model, not a curated record